This is a messenger RNA of Stylonychia lemnae, 1350 nucleotides long. Lineage: Eukaryota; Ciliophora; Spirotrichea; Sporadotrichida; Oxytrichidae. The record is from the annotation of a GenBank genome assembly.
AUGACAAAAAGAAAUACAUUAGGCAAAGUAGUACUAAGAGGCUUAAGAGAUUUCUUUCGAGGGUGUUCACUGGGUUAGCAUUACUCAGUGUUCUAUCACAAACGAAGGUCUUACUUCACAUCCUUGACCUGUGGAAUCAUUACCUUCAUCUUUUAUUGCUUGAUUCUUUGGUAUACAUUUUACACUUUCUGGAAGGUCAUUGCUAGAUCAGAAUAUGAUAUAGUUGAAGAAUACAAGCCACUUGAUUUUACAAGCCAUUCACUUGAUACUUAGACAUUCAUAGAUACCAGCGAUUUUGUCAUAUAGAUACCAAGAUAAUGGCUUUCAAUUCUGAUAUCAUGUGAAGCCUUAUUUAGAAAUAAUAUAACCUUGGUCACAACUAACCCUAAAAGGACACUUAGCUUUAAAUUAAUAGAAGAUUUCACAACUAUCUACUAGCCAAAAUGCAAUGUGACCAUUGAUAAAAAUCAGAAUAUUGGAAGUGUUAUGAAUAACUUCACGAUGUAUUUUGCUUGUGAUCAAUGCGCUGAAAACUAUUAAGUGUCUAUGAAGCAGUAUUUUGCAAAUAGUGAAGGUAUCUACAGUGGUUAGUAUAUCUCAUAAGAUAAUGUAAUAUUCAGACAAAAAAAUGUUGAGCUCAUACCAAUUAUAAUCCGCAAGACUGAUUCAAUCAUUAGUUUAGCCCCGACAUAUGAGACUGAAAUUCACAUUUCUCAAAUGUCUACUAUUUCUUAUAAUAACGAUACCACUUUAGAGCCAUCAAUAUCUUUAUUCUUUGGAGAUACAGAAAUUGUGAUUGAUGAAACUCCUAAAAGUGUCUGGAUGGCACUCAAGGAUGUUGGUGGCAUGCUCUCUUUGAUAUUUUUCUAUGCGAUAUUUGCUGCUUGCUGUCACUCAGGAAUGUUUCAUACAAGCCUCUAAAAGUCUUAUUUCCGUAAGAAAAGAGAAUUCAUUAUGGAGAAGUUGCCUAAAGAUUAGCAAGAUACAUAUAUAGAUAUGGAUAUCAAGGAAAUGCCUAAAAAGCUUUAAAAGAAAAAACUAAAAAAAGAUAAAAAAGAAUUCGUUAAAUUCAUGAGUUUUGACAACUAUAUACAUCUUCACAAAAGAGUGGAAGACAUUGAAGAAGCACUUGAGAAAAAUAGCCUUUUAUAAAGAAAGUCAAAUUUGGGUAACUUCUCUAUUUAGGGAAAUUACAUUCAUGAUGAGUUUGAGAUGUCAGGAGAAGAUGAUGAUGACGAAUCUUCAAUGGUCCAAACAGUAAACGGCUCGAUAAGAUCUAUACAAGUUUCUAAACAAGAGCUUUUGUUGUCAUAAAUCAAGCCAAACGUUAUAAAUAAUAGUUUAUUUUGA